Messenger RNA from Venustampulla echinocandica, 1785 nucleotides. RefSeq lists its product as uncharacterized. The transcript is spliced from 2 exons. The record is from RefSeq and is a predicted model, not a curated record. Gene Ontology annotation, molecular function: oxidoreductase activity. The coding region runs from base 1 to 1785 and encodes 594 amino acids. Lineage: Eukaryota; Fungi; Ascomycota; Leotiomycetes; Helotiales; Pleuroascaceae.
AUGGCGUUCUACGAAGCAGGAACACAAUGGCAUGCGGGAGAGGAGGCCAUACAUAGGUUGCUUCGAGUUCCUGGACAAGACAACCCUACACAACCAUAUCUCGCCCCAAAUGCGGCGAAUACUCUCAUACGGUCGCCUUUGAUCGCGCUCGGCACCCUCGACUCAAACGGAAGACCGUGGACAUCGGUAUGGGGAGGGGAAGCUGGCUUCUCGAGACCUAUUGGACAGUCGAUUAUCGGCCUAAAAACUACUAUUGAUCGAACACAUGAUCCUGUUGCCCAUAUAUUGUUAGGGGAUGCUGUUGAUGGUGAGGUUGUGCACGAAAAGGGAACUGGGAGGAUGGUCAGCUUGCUACCCAUUGACUUGAACACAAGGAAGAGGGUCAAGCUGUAUGGGAGGAUGGUGGCUGGUGCUCUUGCUGCUACAGAACCGGGAAUCGGAGAGGUCCAACUUGUUGUUAAGAUUGAGCAGUCUCUCGGAAAUUGCCCAAAAUAUCUCAAUAAGAAGCAAAUCAUUCCCCACGUACCGCAGCCCAAGCUUGUUUCCUCCACCAUACCUUUACCGCUACCAGCAGUAGAGCUUAUAUUGAAAUCGGAUCUCUUUUUCAUAUCCUCUUCAAACCACGAAUUAGACAUGGAUACCAAUCAUAGAGGCGGGCCGCCGGGUUUUGUCAGAAUACUUUCCAACGAUACGGACGGAUUAACUCUUGUAUACCCAGAAUACAGUGGAAACCGGCUAUAUCAGACUCUCGGGAAUCUUAAUUCCAACCCACGGGCAGGCCUGGUUUUUCCAGACUUUGAUACCGGGGAUGCCUUAUAUAUAACGGGAAGCACCGAAAUUUUAGCCGGUGAAGCUGCCACAAACCUCAUAUCACAUACAAAUCUAGCUGUGAAGAUCAAGGUCGAAGCAGCACGCUUCGUAUUGGACGGCCUAGCCUUCCGUGGCCAGCCUGGAGAAUUCUCCCCUUACAACCCUCCAGUGAGGUAUUUGUCGACUGAGAAGCCAAGCGGUAUCACGGCAAGUGAGAAGCAAAUAUAUGCGAAGCUCAUCGAUAAGAAAAUCAUUUCGCCGACCGUUGCGAGAUUUCGUUUCCAUAUCUCUGACCCAACAAAAGCAGGCCCGUGGAAACCAGGCCAAUACGCGACACUAAGCUUCAAGGACGAGCUGGACAUGGGAUAUAGCCACAUGCGCGAUGAUGACCCAAAGAGUCUCAACGACGAUUUUCUGCGUACUUUUACUAUAUCGUCUAGCCAUACUAGCUCAGAUGCCCACAAUCAAUUUGAAAUCACGAUACGCAAGGUCGGUGUAGUCACAGAUUUUCUGUUCCGGCAUAAUAUUCGGUCCGAGCUGGAAGUGCCUCUUCAAGGCUUUGGCGGGGAAUUCUAUAUUCAACAAAUCAAUGGCGAGCAUGUCUCAUUCGUGGCCGGUGGCGUCGGGAUUACGCCUCUUCUUGCUCAAGCCGCAGACCUUGAUUUGAAGCGCUUGAAUCUAUACUGGACAGUACGAGGCGAUGAUAUGGCCCUUGUGAAUGACACCUUUGAUAAUAUUCCUGGACUUUCAGAGAGAACUAACUUGUUUAUUACUGGGAAAAUUGUCAAGGAGUCCGAUGAGUGGAACCGAUUGUGUCAGUCUCCCGUAAAGCUACAGGAGCGGAGGAUAUCCAAAGAGGAUGUCUCAGGCAAUUCUACUUCCAAGUGGUUUGUGUGUGCUGGAACAAGCUUCCGAAAUACCUUGCUCGAGUGGCUUGAUGGGCAGACUGUGCUUUACGAGGAUUUCAAUUACUAG